Messenger RNA from Oppia nitens, 1138 nucleotides. RefSeq names its product transmembrane protein 41B-like. Gene Ontology annotation, cellular component: endoplasmic reticulum membrane. The coding region runs from base 247 to 1017 and encodes 256 amino acids. Lineage: Eukaryota; Metazoa; Arthropoda; Arachnida; Sarcoptiformes; Oppiidae. The record is from RefSeq and is a predicted model, not a curated record. The transcript has 6 exons.
UUUGAAUGUAUUAUAUGUGACGUGUGUUGUGUUGUGUUGUAUUGUGAGGACCGCCUCAUCACAUGUUGUACUCAAUAAUAGAGCCAACACUUUGUGAGUCAACUAAUGAUUGCAUUAUUAAUGGCGAGACUAUUGACGACUAAAUAAUAAAAACAUUUCAUGUAUUGAUCACUGAUUUAGUUAAUAAUAAUUUAGUCAUAUUUAGUGAUAAUCUGUGUAGUAAUCGGUGGCAAUACAUACAUACAAAUGGAUACAACGGUUGAGUCAUUGAAUUGGCGAUCGACCCGAACGGCUGUCGUCAUACUGUUGGCCAUCUUUUUGUCGUCACUUCUUUGUCUUUCACUUGUUUACUACAAUUUCCCUAAUCUUGAACCUGCCGAACGAACACAUCUAAAACUACCGAAGAAUAUAGAAGACGCCAAAAGAUUGGGAACAGUAUUAUCUCAUUAUAAAGACAAGUAUUUUUUGGUCGUCUUAAGCGGUUUUCUCAUUACUUACGUCUUUCUUCAAUCGUUUGCAAUUCCCGGUUCAAUAUUCCUCAGUAUUCUCUCGGGUUUUCUCUUUUCCUUUCCAUUGGCUCUCUUCUGCGUUUGUUUGAGUUCAGCGGUGGGCGCCUCCCUAUGCUAUUUGUUGUCAUAUUUAGUGGGCAGACGUGUUGUACUAAAAUUUUGGCCAAACAAAGUCAAAGAAUGGGCGCAAACGGUUGAUAGUCAUAGAAAUAAUUUACUCAAUUAUAUAAUAUUCUUGAGGAUCACACCAUUUCUUCCCAAUUGGUUUAUUAACAUAACGUCACCCGUCAUAGAUGUGCCCCUCAAGACAUUUUUCAUCGGAACCUUUUUAGGUGUGGCGCCGCCCUCAUUCAUAGCAAUACAAGCGGGUACUACACUAAAUACAUUGACGUCCAACUCUGGCAUAUUAUCAAUGCACUCAGUUGUGGCCAUCUUCGCAAUGGCCGCCUUCUCAUUGAUCCCAGUCUUUUUGAAGAAUACAUUGCAACAAAAAAUAAAAGACGUUUAACAGUGAAUUAAUAGCAAAUUUAGUUUUAAUUUAAUUAAAUAAAGUGAACCGUUUUUCAUACCCAUACUGUAUGGGCUAUACAUCACUUUCUAUCAAAUCUAAUAUUGUUAUUGUUGUGAUG